AUGCUUUCAACUCUUCUCCAUUGGUUCGCCUACUCGUAUGUGCCGUCUAGGGGCUCAUCAGAAGCAAGAACUUCUACCUUGUCAACUAGCUCAAGAUUUGAAGGUAAUUCGGAGUUCGCUAACAUUCACUCACCUGGAAUACUUCCACCUAUCGGCUCAGAAUUCCAUUACGCCCAAGCUAGAGCGUACCGCUAUUUUAAUAAUAAGGAAAAGUUUAUGGAUGAAGUAAUCGGAGUGACAAAUGGUUACGGUUGCAGAAACCGGAGAAAGUCGAGAACCGUCGGUUACCUUUUGAAUCAAAGUAGCGACAAGCCGAGUACUACGACUACAGGGGGGAAGCUUUGCUUCGUAGACAGCUUCGCUUCCUCGUCGCUUCUUUCUGGCGACUAG
Dovyalis caffra is the source of this 390-nucleotide messenger RNA. The record is from the annotation of a GenBank genome assembly. Lineage: Eukaryota; Viridiplantae; Streptophyta; Magnoliopsida; Malpighiales; Salicaceae.